ACAUGCCUUGUUUCAAACUUCACUCCACCAAGUUCUAGCUAGUGCCACUUGAGAGAUUCCCUUCUCCAAAGGCCCAUAUGCUUUCUCCUCCUCUCUCUAGAGGUUGACCUCAACAAGUAAAAAGACUUGCAGAGAGAUCGUGGAGAUCGAGUGAGCGAAAGCUAGAGAGAGAGUGCAAAGAGAGAGGUGGCGAGAGUGCUUGCAUAUCAAAGGAGAAUAUGGAUACGGGAGUCGUCCACAAAUCAUCACCUCUAGUGGGCGAGAUGGGGGAAGCACCAGGCCAUGGCUGGUGGAGCGUGAAUAAUUUGAGGCCCCCCUUUGAGCAGCAGCACCACCCUUCUCUUUUUGUGCCGUCUUCCACCACCACCGCGCCUUCUUCUUCCGCUCUCCAUUCCUUCUCCUCUCUGCUGCUCUCGAAUCACUAUCCGCUGCCUACAACCAGUACAUCGCCUUGGUGCCAUGACAGCACCACCACCACCAGACAAGGAUUCGGCCAGCAGGAUUCAUGGAGCCAGCUCAUACUAGGGGGAUUGGCUAAUGGGCACGAGAGGUACAAGGAAGGACAGCUGCUGUUUCCAACUGCAUCAGUUUGUUCAGAAGCUUGUGCGAGCGGCAGCUACAUCUACAGCACCACAGCUAGCCAUGGGAAUAGCACAAGUGAUGAGAUCCAAUUGCCAUGGGGAAGUGUCCAUCAGCACCACAAGGCCUUGCAACAGAAAGCUUCCUCUCCUAGGUCUUCUUCCAUAACCUCGACGACCUCCCUCGGAAGCAACAUGCUGGAGUUCAACAACAAUAGUUCACCACGUGAGUGUAUCAGCAGAGCAUCUGGAUCAGCUUUCAAGAAGGCUAGGACCCAAGAACCCUCCCCGGCUCAAUCUACUGUGAAGGUGAGGAAGGAGAAGCUAGGGGAUAGAAUAACUGCCCUCCACCAGCUUGUCUCCCCGUUUGGAAAGACUGACACGGCGUCUGUACUCCUUGAAGCCAUUGGGUACAUCAGAUUCCUCCACGGUCAAAUUGAGGCUCUGAGCUCGCCGUACGUGGCCGGCAGCAAUGGAGGUGGGGGCGGCUGUGCCAGCUCCAGCUCCGAGCAUCAGCUGCAGCAGCACGAGGCUAGUGUGCUAGGAGAAAGGCACAGCAUGUUUUCAGAAGACCCUGCCCAGCUCCUGCAUGACAAUGCCAUGAAAAAAAGAGGACAGCCUGACCAGGAUGGAAGCUGUGACGAAGCAAAGAAGGAUCUGAGGAGCAGGGGUCUUUGCCUCGUCCCGGUGAGCUGCACGCUGCACGUCGGCGUGGAUGUGUUCGCUGGCCCAGCAGAUUACUGGGCGGCAGAGCCGGCUUUUGUCAUGGGGUUCGGCCGGUAGAUGGAGGAUGACGAAGACUAGUGUGUUACAUGAUAUAUAUGCAUAAUGCAGCACGCACAUGCAUAGGGUGCAUAACAUCAGGAGCAGCCAUCCUUUUGAAGAGAGAUGUUUAAGGCUGGUUCCUCUUGAUGCUAUGCGUGUAAUAUAUGCACACUGAUGAUGCAUGCAAGGACGUGUAGGGACAUGCAUUCAAAGUGUAUAUAGCUGGUAGUGUGUGUGCGCGUGCGUGCGUGCGUGUGAUCUUGUCUAGAGAUGAUUGAUCAAUUUGGGUGUAUUCUGCUAAAAAAACAAAAUCAAUUUGAGUGCAUUGGAGAGGUCUGCGGACAAGCUAGGAGUGCAUCGUCUGUAACAUCAAUUGUAAGUCUCCAUCGCAUGGGUGCAGUGUACAAUAUUAAUGUGUGUAUGUUUAAUUUAUCGAAAGUUGCUAUGAUUAUCUAA
Messenger RNA from Phragmites australis (common reed), 1799 nucleotides. Its product is annotated as transcription factor bHLH68-like. Bases 219 to 1361 code for a protein of 380 amino acids. The transcript has 9 exons. Gene Ontology annotation, cellular component: nucleus. The record is from RefSeq and is a predicted model, not a curated record. Gene Ontology annotation, molecular function: protein dimerization activity; RNA polymerase II cis-regulatory region sequence-specific DNA binding; DNA-binding transcription factor activity, RNA polymerase II-specific. Gene Ontology annotation, biological process: regulation of transcription by RNA polymerase II. Lineage: Eukaryota; Viridiplantae; Streptophyta; Magnoliopsida; Poales; Poaceae.